Molecule: messenger RNA, 1035 nt
Organism: Haemonchus placei
Lineage: Eukaryota; Metazoa; Nematoda; Chromadorea; Rhabditida; Trichostrongylidae
Source: the annotation of a GenBank genome assembly
AUGACAGUUGAGGCUAAGGUAUUGGAUUUAAGAGUACCAGCUAUAGUAGAUACGGGCUCAAUGAUUAGCAUCAUCCCAGUAGGCAUAUUGGCGAAGGCACAAAAGGAGGGCUACGACGUGGAUAGCUUGGAGGUGCUGUCCGAGGACUCAAUAAUUCCAGUGUUUGAUGCCUCACGGAACCGCAUGGACUUCUUGGGUGCGGUCAAAAUAACGGUCGAGCUGGAGGAAGGCAACAAGGUGGACGUAGCCUUUCACAUUGCGGAUGACAAGGAGGCGGAGAUUCUCCUUGGCACAAAUGCGUUGGGAAAGCUGGGCAUUCAGGUGAUGCUGCCACCUCAAGAACCAACGUUGCAGGCAGAGGCUUCGGAAAGAGUCGUGGUUGCUAGGCGGAUGUACAUACCCCCAUAUGGUAAGGCGUUGGUUUCAGCACGUCACGAAGGUAGUAGUGAUGGGGAGCGCAUUCUAUGGCCAACCAAAGACGGUAUUGCUGCUGGUGUUUUCAAGGUAACAAACCAAGAAGUGAAGGUGCCCAUGAUAAACAACAGUGAGGAACCCAUGAUUCUCAGAGAAGGUGAAGAAAUCGGUCAUUGGGGAACCGAGAAAUGGCGAGAAGGAAUAGAAGAUCUCAGACCACUUAUGAUGGACAGUGGUACGCAUGAGCUAACAGCGGAAGAAAGGAGGAAAGUGUUGCAUGAACAAGUGAGGCAGAGCACGGGAGUAGAUAGGCUUAGUGAGGAAGUCAAGAACGUCUUGGACGAGUUUCCCGAGGCCUUUUCGAUAUGCGAUAGAGAAUUGAGUAAAACGGACAGAGUGAAAAUGGACAUUGACACUGGAGAACACAAGCCGAUCAAGAUGAAGGCAAGACCCGUUCCUUUGGGAGUCCGAAAGAAACUAAAAGAGCUGCUCACUGAUUUGGAAAACAGAAAGAUCAUCGAGAAAAGCAGCUCGGAGUGGGCUUUUCCAAUUGUACUGGUGGAAAAGAAGGAUGGGAGUUUGAGGCUAUGUGUAGACUAUAGAGAGUUGAACAAAAGAAUU